AUGGCGGCGCCCGUGGGACCGGUGAAGUUUUGGAAGCCAGGCACGGAAGGUCCUGGUGUCAGUAUCUCAGAGGAGAGACAGAGUCCUGCUGAGAGCAGUGGCAUAACCAUCAUCUACAAUCCUUAUGCUUCCCUUUCUAUUGAGCAACAAAGACAAAAGCUGCCUGUUUUUAAGCUGAGAAAUCACAUACUUUAUCUAGUGGAGAACUAUCAAACUCUGGUGAUUGUUGGGGAAACAGGUUGUGGGAAAUCAACACAGAUUCCACAAUACCUGGCAGAAGCUGGCUGGACGGCUGAAGGAAGAGUUGUCGGAGUGACGCAGCCUCGUCGAGUCGCUGCUGUUACAGUUGCAGGCCGAGUUGCUGAUGAAAGAGGUGCAGUGCUGGGGCAUGAAGUUGGCUAUUGUAUUCGGUUUGAUGACUGCACGGAUCCACAGGCUACAAGAAUUAAGUUUCUAACUGAUGGGAUGCUGGUGAGGGAGAUGAUGGCUGAUCCUUUAUUAACAAGAUACAGUGUUCUCAUGCUGGAUGAAGCCCAUGAAAGGACUCUUUAUACAGAUAUUGCCAUUGGCUUACUAAAAAAGGUUCAAAAGAAGCGUGGGGACCUUCGACUGAUUGUGGCUUCAGCUACCUUGGAUGCAGAGAAAUUCAGGGAUUUCUUUAAUCAAAAUGAUACUGGUGACCCCAGCAAAGAUACCAGUGUGAUCCUUACUGUGGAGGGGAGAACAUUCCCAGUGGACAUCUUCUACAUACAGAGUCCUGUUCCAGACUAUAUCAAAUCAACUGUGGAAACUGCAAUGAAAAUUCACCAAGUGGAGAAUGAUGGUGAUAUUCUGGCAUUUUUAACUGGCCAGGAAGAAGUGGAGACUGUUGUUUCUAUGCUCAUAGAACAGGCUCGGGCCCUGUCUCGCACCGGAAUGAAAAAACACCUCCGUGUCCUCCCCAUGUAUGCUGGGCUGCCUUCUCCUGAUCAAAUGAAAGUGUUUGAGAGAGUGUCUCACAGUGUUAGGAAGGUGAUCGUAGCCACCAACAUUGCUGAGACCUCCAUCACGAUCCAUGGGAUUGCCUAUGUCAUUGACUGUGGCUUUGUGAAGCUCCGAGCCUAUAACCCCAAAACAGCCAUUGAAUGCCUGGUGGUGGUGCCAGUGUCCAAAGCUUCAGCUAACCAGAGAGCAGGGAGAGCAGGACGCAACCGCUCUGGGAAGUGCUACAGGCUGUACACAGAGGAGGACUUUGAGAAGCUGCCCAAGUCCACAGUUCCAGAGAUGCAGCGCAGCAACCUUGCACCUGUCAUCCUGCAGCUGAAGGCUUUGGGAAUUGACAAUGUGCUCAGGUUCCCCUUCCUUUCGCCACCUCCUGCACAGUCAAUGGUGCAAGCUUUGGAGCUGCUGUAUGCUUUAGGAGGUUUGGAUAUGCACUGCCGUUUAACAGAGCCUCUUGGCAUAAGGAUAGCAGAGUUUCCUCUGAAUCCUAUGUUUGCAAAGAUGCUUCUGGAAUCAGGAAAUUUUGGCUGCUCCCAGGAGAUUUUGACAAUUGCUGCCAUGAUGCAGAUUCAAAACAUUUUUGUAAUCCCUCCAAAUCAAAAAGCUCAGGCUGCCAGGCAACACAGAAAGUUUGCUGUGGAAGAAGGUGAUCAUCUCACUAUGCUUAAUGUUUAUGAAGCCUUUGUCAAACAUAGCAAGAGCUCUCAGUGGUGUCAGGAACACUUUCUGAACUACAAAGGCCUUGUUAGAGCUUGUGUUGUCAGAGAGCAGCUGAAAAAGCUUCUUGUCCGCUUUAAAGUGCCAAAGAAGUCCAGUGAAGGUGAUCCAGAUCCUGUUUUGAGAUGCAUAGUUUCUGGAUUCUUUGCUAAUGCAGCUAAAUUCCACUCUACAGGUGCUUACAGGACUAUCCGUGAUGACCAUGAACUUCAUAUCCAUCCCACUUCAGUGCUGUAUGCAGAGAAACCUCCACGCUGGGUAGUCUACAAUGAAGUCAUACAGACUGCUAAGUAUUACAUGAGAGAUGUGACUGCUGUGGAAUCUGCAUGGCUUUUGGAACUGGCUCCUCAUUUCUACCAGCAAGGAACGGUACGGAAUCGGCAUAAAGCCCAAACGCAUCUUUCCUUGAAAGCAAAAAGAGCUAAAGUAGAUGACCACUGA
Messenger RNA from Indicator indicator, 2139 nucleotides. RefSeq names its product DEAH-box helicase 35 (gene DHX35). Gene Ontology annotation, cellular component: catalytic step 2 spliceosome; intracellular anatomical structure. The record is from RefSeq and is a predicted model, not a curated record. Gene Ontology annotation, molecular function: RNA binding. The coding region runs from base 1 to 2139 and encodes 712 amino acids. The transcript has 22 exons. Lineage: Eukaryota; Metazoa; Chordata; Aves; Piciformes; Indicatoridae.